Molecule: messenger RNA, 435 nt
Organism: Peronospora matthiolae
Lineage: Eukaryota; Oomycota; Peronosporomycetes; Peronosporales; Peronosporaceae
Source: the annotation of a GenBank genome assembly
AUGCCUGAUAACGUGUCGACUGGUCUGGCUAAGGGUACCGUGGCUUGUCCGACGGCCCCGGUUGGCGGAUGUGCCCCUUCCUUUUCGUCCAGGUUGGGAGGGGCGGGCUCGGCCUCACCGACAUCUGCAUCUGCGAAAUUAUCUCGCUCUGGUCCGUUACCACCUAUGGGCUAUGCCUCGCUGCUUCAAAACGGGGCCGGUCAUAUGAAGAAAGGCAAACCUACCUCUCCAGUGUCCUUCGAUAUCGCCAAGCCGUCCGAUAGCGACCUCGUGGCGAUGAUUCAGCUCUAUGAUGAUGGGGCUGAUCGUGACGUAAUUCUGCGCAAUACGUGCCCUGAGCCCGGGCGUAGCAGAAGUCUUUCCGUGCUCGGAGGACUUGAAGGUGGGGCGCUAUUUCGAAGGUGGUCACCUCCAAGUAUAUUGACUCCCUUUUGA